Messenger RNA from Symbiodinium pilosum, 154 nucleotides. Lineage: Eukaryota; Dinophyceae; Suessiales; Symbiodiniaceae. The record is from the annotation of a GenBank genome assembly.
GCACGGACAGAGUACGAGGUCCUGAGCACCUUCCCACUGCCUCUGCAGACCUUGAUGCUGAUCAAAGCCAAGCCGUACACGGGACGAACCCAUCAAAUCCGUGCGCAUCUUGCGGGCGUUGGCCGCCCCAUCCUUUGUGACCGCACCUAUGGAG